Theileria annulata is the source of this 2778-nucleotide messenger RNA. Its product is annotated as leucyl-tRNA synthetase, putative. NCBI's taxonomy places the organism in Eukaryota, Apicomplexa, Aconoidasida, Piroplasmida, Theileriidae. Gene Ontology annotation, cellular component: cytosol. The record is from RefSeq and is a predicted model, not a curated record. The coding region runs from base 1 to 2778 and encodes 925 amino acids. Gene Ontology annotation, molecular function: leucine-tRNA ligase activity; ATP binding. Gene Ontology annotation, biological process: leucyl-tRNA aminoacylation. The transcript has a single exon.
AUGUUUUUUGGGAUUCUUAAUAUCAUUGUCAUUGUUUACAUUUCACUCCCUAGUCUAGAUUGUGUUCCCCUUAGCUUUAGAUCGAAAAGGAGAAUUUUCUUCAAUUUUACACAUUUCUUUAUCUUUUCGAAUUCCAACAGUUUUAACCCUAAAUUCAAUCAAUUUGUCAAUUUUAGCCCUCAAUUCCAUCAGUUAAAGAAUUUUAAUAAGUUUGGUAAAUUAUUGAGGAGUAAUGAUGUGGAUUCGGAAGUACCAUAUGAUUUUGGAGUUUACGAGAAUAUUUGGCAAAAGUAUUGGGAAUCCAAUGAUUUGUAUAAACCAAUUCAACCCAAAUUAAGUAACAAUGUACCAUAUAAUCCAGAUGAUACAGCAUCUUAUGAUGCCUGUUUACCAACUACUCCAUAUAAUGUAAAUGAUGCAAAUGUUGAUAAAAUUGAUCAGCGUGAUUUGUAUAAAAGUGUAGAUACCUCCAGUACUGAUGUUCAUACUGCUAUGGACAAGGAUAAGAAGUACUAUAUACUUAGUAUGAUCCCGUAUGUAUCAGGCAAAGGGUUACAUGUUGGCCAUUUGCUAGGUUAUACAGUGGUGGACGUGAUAGCGCGUUAUAAAAGGUUAAAGGGGUUCAACGUGCUUAACCCUAUGGGCUAUGAUAGCUUUGGGAUACCAACACAGCUAUACUCUAAAAAGCAUAAUUUGACGCCAGAAGAAGCCGUUGAACAGAAUGUCAAUAACUUCCGUCAACAACUAAAGGCCAUGGGAUACUCAUUCGACUAUUCUAGAGAACUGGUCACCUCAGACGUUUCAUACUAUAAGUGGACUCAGUGGAUUUUCCAGCAAAUGUACCUUAAAAACCUAGCAUACGUCGAUACGGACUAUGUAAACUACUGCUCAGAGCUGGGCAGUGAGCUCUCUAACGAGGAGGUGGUUGACGGAAAAUCAGUUCGAGGCGGUUUUGACGUGUACAAAAAGUUAAAAUCAAUGUGGAAACUGAGAAUUACGGAAUAUGCUCAGAGGCUAUACGAUGACCUCAAGAAUGUUGACUUCCCAGAUCGAUUAAUACACCUUCAAAGAACUUGGAUUAACCCCCAAAAAGGUUUUAUUAUACCCUUCAAAUUAUUUAUAAAAACUGAUACCGAUAACACCAGUACUAACUCAUUUGACAAAGAUAACAUAGUGGAUAACAAUAUCGCAAUGGUAAAUAGUGUAAAUAAAACAACAGAAGAUUUGGACAAUAAAUUUGCUGGAUCAAAACACGAAUGCAUAGCGUUUGUAGACGAUAUAAAAAAGUUAGAUGAGAUAACCACUCUAGAAAUGUCAGCACUGCAGGAGGAUAUAUUUAGUUAUUGCAGCGCAGACAGAGUUGAACUAGUUAAAGAACUGCUAGAAGAGACUUUGAGGAAGUCAAAUUUACAGCUUUUAGAUGAGAGAAAUAGGAGGAAAGUAUUUAGUGGGUUGUUUUUUAUGAACCCACACAACUUAAAACCAGUACCACUUUUCAUCACCAACUCUUCCAUCAACACUAAUCAACCAAUUAAUUCAAUCCCAAUCUAUUCUUUAGAUACAGAUAAGAAAUCCAAUGAGGAUAUACCCACAGACGCAAAUGUUAACUCAAUUACAGAUGCAAAUAAGGAUUACAAGGAGUACAUAAAUUAUAAUAUGAAAGAUUGGGUAUUUAGUAGGAAUCGAGGCUGGGGAGAACCAAUACCAGUGGAUACCUCUAAAAAAGAGUUGAAACCCCUUCCUGUUAAAUUAUCUCCGUCAGUAGUUGAGACAAUGCCUCAGUGGGCUGGUAGUAGUUGGCAUUUUUUAAGAUUUACAGACCCAAACAACCAACACCAAUUGUUCAAUAAAUCAUUAGCUUCCUACUGGUUACCAGUAGAUUUAUACGUUGGCGGGAUUGAGCAUGCAGUUUCUCACCUUCUUUAUAGCCGAUUCUGGAACAAAUUCCUCUUCGACAUUGGGGUUUCACCAGUUUCCGAGCCUUUUCGGAAGGUCCUAAUCCACGGCAUAAUUAAAAGUGUUAGAUAUUUCAUACCUCACAAUACCAUUAACAACUUGUCGUCUGAUAUAAAAGAUCAUAUUAUAAACUAUAAUACUCCAUUACAAGACCCACAAAAUAACUCGGCUCCUCAAAAUUUUGAAGUUCCUCAAGACUUGGUGAUGAAGUAUAAAAGUAAGUACGUAUUGAAGUCAGAUAAGUCAAUACAAGUCAAAACGCGCUCUUGUAAGAUGUCGAAAUCUCGAGGAAACGUGGCUAGUCCUGAAGAAAUCAUAAAGCGUUUUGGUGCUGACUCCCUGAGACUUCACUUGUUAUUCCAAGGCCCUGUGGACAAGGACAGAAUCUGGUCAAUUCAAUCAAUCCAAGGCCCCUACAAAUUACUCAAAUCAAUCAACGCAUUUGUUACAAACUUUUUCAAACAAAAUUCUAUUGAAUCCACCUCAAACAAUACAAUUGACCCUACUGUAAUCCCUAAGUUGAAUGAAUUUAUAAACACAAUGACUUAUAAUAUGGAGAAUUUUAAGUUGAACAAGGUCUCUGAGUUUUUCAAGUUUUUUACCCUAAUGAAGCUUUGGGAUGAGGAAAAGAAACUAAGUCCCAGGGUUGUCGAGACGUUUCUAAUUAUACUAAGCCCAUUUGCGCCUCAUUUAUCUGAGCACCUGUGGUACACUAAACACAGACUCAGCAGUGGAGAACCAGACAACGAACUCUACAACGAAGUGAGCAAAAAAUUCAAGAGCAUAACUUUGGAAAAAUGGCCAAAAAUUGUUAAUAUGUAG